Messenger RNA from Lodderomyces margitis, 3237 nucleotides. It is a transcript of the gene SMC6, whose product is annotated as DNA repair protein. Gene Ontology annotation, biological process: double-strand break repair via homologous recombination. Gene Ontology annotation, cellular component: site of double-strand break; Smc5-Smc6 complex; nucleus. The record is from RefSeq and is a predicted model, not a curated record. The coding region runs from base 1 to 3237 and encodes 1078 amino acids. The transcript has a single exon. Lineage: Eukaryota; Fungi; Ascomycota; Pichiomycetes; Serinales; Debaryomycetaceae. Gene Ontology annotation, molecular function: single-stranded DNA binding; damaged DNA binding; ATP hydrolysis activity.
AUGAUUAGUAACCCACAUAAAAAGCGUGCUAUGAUGACGCAAGCACAUAAUGAAGAAGAGGAUGCAGGGUCAUCUGGCCUGGUGUCUGAAUCAGAAGGUGAAUCAGAUGACUCAGAUACAGAAGAGUUUCCUGGUGACGACGGAAUAUCACCAGCCAAAGCAGGAAUUAUUGAACAUUUGAGUUUGAAAAAUUUCAUGUGUCAUGACUCAUUCGAAUUGAGCUUAGGUCCGCAAAUUAACUUCAUCAUUGGAAGGAAUGGAUCUGGUAAAAGUGCAAUUCUUACGGGAAUUUCUGUUGGGUUGGGAGCUAAAGCCAAUGACACUAAUAGAGGAAGUUCCAUAAGGGACUUGAUAAAGGAUGGUAAACUUACAUCGAGGAUUAUUAUCACUUUGAAAAAUGAAGGUCCCAUGGCGUAUAAGCCAGAAGAGUAUGGUAAGAAAAUCAUUAUUGAAAGGAAGUUACAAAGAACUGGAAACAACACAUACUCAAUCAAGUCUGAGCAGGGAAAAACAGUAUCGCAAAAGAAAUCGGUCUUGGAUGAAAUUUUGUUCAAGUUCAACAUCACUGUGGACAAUCCUUUGGCCUUCUUGUCCCAGGAUAAGGCGCGAGAAUUUUUAACCACAGCCACAGCAAAAACUAAAUUUGAGUAUUUCAUGGCAGGUGCUUACAUCACUGAUAUUUACAAUAAUCUUGAUGAAACGCACAGGAAUAUACGAGAUAUUAACAGCAAAAAGGAUCAGGCAGAAGAGUAUACCGCGAAAUGCAAAGCGGAGUACAAAAGAAUUGCUAAGAUACACAACGCUCACAGAAGAAAUGACCAGUUGAGAAAUCAUGCAAUGAAAUUGAAUGGUAAAAUUUACUGGUUUAACGCUCAAAAGUAUGAGAAGAAGAUUGAGGAAUACAUUGAAAAGACCUCUGAGGCAGAGUCGGAGGUAGAAAGGAAGACUCAGAGUAUACAGGAAAUUGAGCAAGAAAUUAUGCUGGAGCAGCCGCAAGAGAGUGUUAUUCGGCAAGAAAUGAGAGGGGCUGAAACUAACUUGGAGUCAGUGCAGAGUCGUUAUGAAGAGGCAAAGACAGCAAGGUCUCAAAUCAAAUCACAACUAGAUGUUGUUCAAGUAGACAUCAAGAAAAAUAAUCGAGAAAUUGACAAUUUGAAUCAAAAUAUAAAGUACAAUAAAGAUAAGCUCAAGACUGAACGAAGAAAAAUUGAAGAACAAGAAGGUGGCUCAAAAGAGGAAAUUAGAACUAAAUUAGCUCAGGCGGAUGAAGAUUUAGUCAAGAGUGAGGAAAACGUGGCUCUAUGUAGACAGAAGAUCAAGGACUUACAGUCAAACCCUGACCCCAGAAUUGAAGAGUUGACGCUGGCUAAGGAGGCAUCGGGCCGCAAUUUGAGGGAGCUUCGGUUGAGGCAAUCGGAAUUGGAAAAGGACCAAUUUUCAAGGUAUACACCAUGGGAUGCUCGUAAAAUGCAAGGUGUUAUGUGUGAUAUAGAGGGAGUUCAAUGGUCGUCUAAACCACUUGGACCCCUUGGUAGCUAUAUUUCGGUAAAGAAGGAGUUUCAAAAUUGGAAACCGUUAUUGGAUGCGAUAUUGAGUAAAAGCUUAGAUGCUUUUAUUGUUCGUAAUGAAAGAGAUCGAUCCCAGUUGGAUAGAAUUUUACGGAAGCAUCAUGCGUUCCAUAAUAUUAUUGUUCGUAAAACUGAACGUUAUCACUAUGAAAGUGGUAAAGCUAGAGGUACCACUGUGUUGGAUAUGCUUAAUAUUAGCGAAGAUGCUGUCUUGUAUGCCUUGAUCGAUAACAGUUCGAUUGAAAAAUUAAUUAUUGCAAACUCAGCCGAAGAAGCAAGACGAUUAUGUUAUGAACCAAACGUUUACGGUGUUUUGGCCCAGUUUGGUAACUCGUCGGGAAGUAGAGUAAGUCGUCAAAAUGGAGUGCUUAGACUGGAUCCUGUUUAUUACCUGGGUAAGCUUCCUAGGUUUGGAAGUGAGAAUAAGAAUGAAGUCUUGGAUGAAUUAAAGGAGGAGAUCAGCAACGAAUCAAAUAAUCAGAACAGUAUCGAAAGGGAGUUACGAGGAAUCAAGAUGAAGAUCGAUAACGAACGGAAUACAUUGUAUCGUGAACAAAGUGAACUAAAGCGUGAAUUGGAAAGUUUAAGACGCAAGAAAGCAAUUUAUGAGGACAAGAUUGACAAGGAGAUUGACGAAUCAAAUGUUUUAAAAUUGCAAUUGAGAAUAGAAGAAGAUACUUCGCAAAUCAGUCGUCUUGAAGGACUUAUUGAAUCUCUUGAGGAGACAGCCGAGAGAACUACUGGGAAAUAUAAUGCAUGUUCACAGUCAAUUAGUGACAUUAAGGAAGAAGUCAAGCAAGCAAACGAGAAAAUGAGACUAUUUGAGAAGAAAUUGGUAACUCAUCAAGAGUAUAUCAAGACAUUAAGUUCCAAAAUUGUUGACAUCCAAGGGCACAAACAAGAGCUUGUUUCGUCGAUCGAGAGGUGGAAAGGUGUAAUUGAACAGGGUAAAGCUAAAUUAGAAGAACAAUUGGAAACUGCUCAAAGCUUGUGCAACCGUGAAGAAGUCACCAUAAACGAAGAAGAUACACAAGAAAGUAUAGCGCUAGAGUACGCUGACGUGCAACAAGAAAUAAAAGAGGCUGAACAAGCUUUAGGCUCGACUUUGGAGGAAGUGUUGAAAGAAUUGGAAGUUGCCGAACGGAAACGAAACGAGGCAUUAGCAAAUGAAAAGGAAUUGGAUAAUAUAAUUAAGAAACUACGAGAAGAAGUUACGGUGAGAGUAGCAUUUUUUGCUACCACGAUAAGACAUGCUAUCGAUUUAGCUAAACGAUCUUUUGAAGAUUCAAUGGAGGUUAGAGGUUUCCGGGGAUCGUUGAAUAUGAAUUUUAAAGAUGGAUCAUUGGAUCUAAUGGUAAAAACCAAGAGAGACGACAAGGAUCGUACUGUUGAAUCAUUAUCGGGUGGAGAAAAAUCAUAUACUCAAAUUGCGCUUUUAUUAUCUAUAUGGCAAACUAUGAAUUCAAGAAUCAGAGGAUUGGAUGAAUUUGACGUUUAUAUGGAUUCAGUCAAUCGGUCAAUCAGUAUCAAGUUGCUACUUCAUGAGUUGUCAAGGUAUCCUAAAUCGCAAAAUAUUUUCAUUACACCUCAAGAUAUUGCUGUUGUUGGUGACUUGAGUGGUGAUAAUGUACGAAUUCAUAAAAUGUCCGACCCAAGGCGGGACAAUUGA